Molecule: messenger RNA, 2136 nt
Organism: Monopterus albus (swamp eel)
Lineage: Eukaryota; Metazoa; Chordata; Actinopteri; Synbranchiformes; Synbranchidae
Gene: cyth1b
Product: cytohesin 1b
Exons: 12
Coding region: 190-1389 (399 amino acids)
Biological process (GO): regulation of ARF protein signal transduction
Molecular function (GO): guanyl-nucleotide exchange factor activity
Source: RefSeq, a predicted model, not a curated record
UGUAGCCGGUAAAGCUACGCCCACACCAUUCUGCCACAACACCGGCUGUCUCUACAGACAGUUGUCAUUAAGCAUCAGUCUAACGGUAACCCACUGACAAAUUACAGAUAUAUUUCGACCUUUAAAGAUUCGUUAGAAGUGAAAAACUAGCCGCUGUUCUCUUAUCUAGUGUUACCCAACAUCACAGAUAUGGUUUUGAAGUCGGAAGACGGAGUUGUGCCUGAUGACCUCAGUCCAGAAGAGAGACAGGAGCUGGAGAGCAUCCGCCGCAGAAAACAAGAGCUACUGCAGGACAUACAAAGAUUGAAGGAUGAGAUAGCAGAAGUGACCAUUGAGAUAGACAGCCUGGGCCUGACUGAAGAGCGGACAAGCAUGCAAAGGAAUAAACAGAUGGCCAUGGGCCGAAAGAAGUUCAACAUGGACCCCAAAAAGGGGAUCAGUUUGUUGAUUGACAGCUCCCUGCUGAAAAAUACCAGUGAUAGCAUCGCCCAGUUUCUCUACAAGGGAGAGGGGCUUAAUAAGACGGCCAUUGGCGACUACCUGGGGGAGAGAGACGACUUCAACAUUAAAGUUCUGCAUGCCUUCCUGGAGUUACAUGAGUUCAUGGACCUGAACCUUGUUCAGGCUCUCAGGCAGUUCCUGUGGAGCUUCAGGCUGCCUGGCGAGGCUCAGAAGAUUGACCGCAUGAUGGAGGCAUUCGCCCAGAGAUACUGCCACUGUAACCCCGGCGUGUUUCAGAGCACAGAUACCUGUUACGUGUUGUCAUUUGCCGUGAUCAUGUUGAACACCAGUCUACACAAUCCUAACGUGAAGGACAAGCCCUCAGUUCAGAGGUUCACAGCCAUGAACAGAGGCAUCAAUGAUGGUGGAGACCUGCCGGAGGAGCUGCUCAGGAACCUGUACGACAGCAUCAAGAACGAGCCCUUUAAGAUCCCAGAGGAUGAUGGGAACGACCUCACACACACCUUCUUCAACCCUGACAGAGAAGGGUGGCUACUGAAACUCGGUGGACGAGUGAAGACCUGGAAGAGACGCUGGUUUAUUCUCACAGAUAACUGCCUCUACUACUUCGAAUACACCACUGACAAGGAACCCAGAGGAAUUAUUCCACUGGAAAACCUGAGCAUCAGAGAAGUUGAAGACUCCAGGAAACCGAACUGCUUCGAGCUCUUCAUCCCUGACCAAAAAGACCAGGUGAUCAAGGCCUGUAAGACGGAGGCAGACGGCCGCGUCGUCGAGGGAAAUCACACUUUUUACAGAAUCUCCGCCCCGACCACAGAGGAGAAGGACGAAUGGAUCAACAGCAUCAAAGCUGCCAUCAGCAAAGACCCAUUCUACGAGAUGCUGGCUGCUCGGAAAAAGAAAGUCUCGUCUGUGAAGGAGCUGUAGAACUGUGGAAGAUUAAACAUUGAAAGAACAAGCGUGUUUGACCUAUCAGAGCUGUAGACUGGAGGCGGACCUGAUACUCCUGCUGCAACGAGACAGGGACCCAGAGCAGAGGAUUCAAUUUCUACAAAGGCUCUUUCUUGGGAACAUUUUGAACCACUGCAUCUUCUGCACAUGUUUGACUUUCCUAUCUAUAGCUGGAAUGAGACAUGCACAGACGUCAUCUUCAAACAUCUUCCUUGUGCUGUGACCACACUGUCCCCUGUAGUUGUUGAAAUGUGUCACACAGACUGUUUGUACACUGGGCCUCAGCUACUCAAAUAUCUCACUGAGGAGAACAUGAGGAAAAGAUCAGGAAGUGUUUUCAGUCAGAAUUAAAGUGUGAAACACAAAUAAUGGUGGCGAGGAAACAGUGCAAUUGCGUUAAUAUGCUGGAAAAUGACAGGAUUAAAAAUAAUGUGAUUGAGAUACAUUUCUAAAGUUGUUUUUUUUUUAGUUUACAGCCAGUCUCCAUUUUCCAUUCUCCAGUCAAGGUCUGUUUCCAGAGGAGGAUUAAACCUAUAUUGUAACAGUUCCUGUUUAAUGUGUUGCCAUAAACUUUUUCUAUCUUGAAUCCUGUUUUGUUACUGCUGUGUUUUGUCAGAGCACUAUGAAUGGAAAUGAAAGCAAUGCAUAAAUAUCUAAAUAUUUAUUUAUCCAAAUUUCUUGUAAUUUGUUUUCAGUUUUGUCUCAUUAAAACUCUGUAAACCA